UUUUAAUGUCAAACUUUUUCUUCAACUAUUUUUUUUUUCAUGCCGCAGUUUUACGUCAAAGUUUAGCGUUCUGUUUCCAUAGCAACGGAGCAGCGAGACACCGGAGGACACGGAGAAGAGGAAGCUUUCAGCCUGCUCUUCAUCAUCAGUCACAGACGAAACAUGUCUUCACCCAGAGUGGGCGUGGUCAGAGACUCCAUGUUGACCAAUCCGCUGCUCAUCAAGGCGUCUCUGGGUCAGAGCCAGACCAGAGGGAUGUCACUUCCUGGUCCAGACUUCACCUUUGGAACCAGAAGCUCACACAGAGACGGAGGCGUGCCCGAGGUUCUGUCCAGCUGGAGCGUUCAGUCCAGACGAGGAGACUCCGCCCCUCAUCGACCUCUCCCUCCAGACUUCGUGUCUCUGAACCGGGACGCUGUGAAGUCCGGUCUGGUGACAGCCAAAGAGCAGAGUCAGUACAGAGCUCAGAGAGGCGGAGUCAGGACCAAGAACCCCGCCCCUAAGCAUCAGGAGGGUGGGGCCUCACAGCGCCAGGCGGUCCCUGACAUCGUGUUUGGAGUCAAAACCAGGGCGUCGUCUCCUCUGUCCGACCUCCUCUCUCAUCAGUACGGGCGCCACUGGAUCGACGAACAGCUGAGCAGGAACCAAACCAGCGACCACAAACAGCUGCAGAGGAUAAGACCAGGAAAUAUUCCCGACACCAGGACGAGUCUCCUGAGGAGGAGCAGAGCACUUCCUGUCACACAGACGCCGUUCACACUGCCGCGCUUCAAACAGGUUGCUCCUGCUCUCGACACCUUCAGGGACCAGGAGGCUCGUAUGCGGGCGUUCAGGGCUCAUCAGUCGGACUCAGUGUCCAGGAGAGGAGUUCAGGGUCUGCGGACGUACAGUCUGGACUGAGCUGAGGAGGAAACACGUUCAGUGUUAACACAAAUAAAAAAGAACACGCAUUAUAAAUCAGUGUG
Messenger RNA from Epinephelus lanceolatus (giant grouper), 965 nucleotides. RefSeq names its product cilia and flagella associated protein 77 (gene cfap77). NCBI's taxonomy places the organism in Eukaryota, Metazoa, Chordata, Actinopteri, Perciformes, Serranidae. The record is from RefSeq and is a predicted model, not a curated record.